UAGAGGGCGCUGGUCAGUCGCACGGUCCCUGUCGUUCCUCCCCGCCGAGCUCCUGCUUUCACGGUCGGCCUCGUCGGAUCGGCGCGCGCGGUGAAAAUGCCUUUCGUCGACAUCGAAACGAAUCUGGCGGCGAGCAAGUUCUCGGAGGGCUUCCUGAAGAAGCUGUGCUCCGCCACCGCGGCUGCUUUGGGGAAACCGGAGGAGAGGAUGAACCUGGUGGUGAAAGCCGGGCUGCAGAUGCUGAUCGCGGGGUCUUGUUCCUCCUGCGUGGUGCUCUCCGUGUCGGCCAUCGGCGUGACCGACACCGCAGAGAAGAACAGGGAGCACAGCGCCAAACUCUUCCCCUUCCUCACCGAGGAACUGGGCCUCGCCGAAGACAGGAUAGUGAUCCGAUUCUACGCCCUGGAGCCUCAUCAGGUGGGGAAGAAAGGAACUGUGAUGAGCUUCCUGUGAAGACUUGUUUGGACCGUUCCAGGAAGACAAUCAAGAAAUAGAAACUCUGAGGGGGGAAAAUUUGAAGGACAAAUCAUUUACUUCUGAGGAGCAGUGUUAACGAAUGGUUCUGUUUCAGCUCUCUCGUGUCAAGUUCACGUGACACCCAGAUCUAUCUAAAUCACAUUUUCCACAUUCGGAUGAUCAAAUAAAGUGCGUUGUGUGAG
This is a messenger RNA of Lampris incognitus (smalleye Pacific opah), 659 nucleotides long. It is a transcript of the gene ddt, whose product is annotated as D-dopachrome tautomerase. The transcript is spliced from 3 exons. The record is from RefSeq and is a predicted model, not a curated record. Gene Ontology annotation, molecular function: phenylpyruvate tautomerase activity. Bases 97 to 453 code for a protein of 118 amino acids. NCBI's taxonomy places the organism in Eukaryota, Metazoa, Chordata, Actinopteri, Lampriformes, Lampridae.